AUGGCACGAUGCGUGAAGGAUUCAUACACGGCAGAACGCAAUCAAGUAUCAGCAGCUUUGGGUGUGCAAACCACUGUCCAAUCGAUGGUCCCUGAUCAGCAAUUGUCACAAGGUCGGACUGGAACAGACCUGCAGGAGGCCAUUGAGGCAGAGAGUGCUGCGGUGCAAAGGCCCGGCGGAACAGGCAGAGCGGUGGCACGAAGGAGCAAGGCUGAAUCGGAUCCAAUCCCCCGAACUGUUCUAGCUCCGGCGGCGGACGUUGUUCGAAACUUAAAAGUCUGCGUGGCCGUCGAGGCGGGGUAA
This is a messenger RNA of Fonsecaea multimorphosa CBS 102226, 303 nucleotides long. RefSeq lists its product as uncharacterized. The transcript has a single exon. Bases 1 to 303 code for a protein of 100 amino acids. Lineage: Eukaryota; Fungi; Ascomycota; Eurotiomycetes; Chaetothyriales; Herpotrichiellaceae. The record is from RefSeq and is a predicted model, not a curated record.